Molecule: messenger RNA, 2839 nt
Organism: Zingiber officinale
Lineage: Eukaryota; Viridiplantae; Streptophyta; Magnoliopsida; Zingiberales; Zingiberaceae
Product: U-box domain-containing protein 3-like
Exons: 5
Coding region: 310-2580 (756 amino acids)
Biological process (GO): protein ubiquitination
Cellular component (GO): nucleus; cytoplasm
Molecular function (GO): ubiquitin-protein transferase activity; protein binding
Source: RefSeq, a predicted model, not a curated record
AGCGGGUGAAGGGAGGGCCCUUUGCCAACUUGAUGCUCAUUAGCUUCCUUCCAUCUCCGCGGUGCUCAUCUUGUGCGUGUCUGCUUCUGUCACAUGCCGUGUCACAGAAACUGAUCGAGAAAGCGCCGCAUAGCGAGGUCGGGAGCGUUAGAUUCACGACGAGGGGUUUAAGGCGAUGGAAGCAGCAAGGAUGGAGCCGUUGUAGAGUAUUCUCACGCCGCCUUACUUGCCGUCUCGUUUGGGAGCUCCGGAUUUGAGCUCUACUUCGUUGGUGCCCCCUUCUCCUCGGUGAGCCAGAAUUGAAGGAGUAUGGAUGGUGAGAUUAUUGGGGGACUUAUAAACAGCAUUUCUAGAUUUAUUCAUCUGGUAGCUUGCCAGACAACAAACAAUGCUUCUCUAAAAGACUUCAGAAAAAUAGUUGUCAUAUUGAAGCUCUUGAAGCCUCUUCUAGAUGAAGCACUUGAUUCAGAGUUGGAUUUGGAUGUGUGCCUUACGAAAGAAUUUGAAGAGUUUGAUGUCGCUGUAAAUGAAGCUAGAGAACUAAUUGAGAAGGGACCUCAGAAAAUGAGUAAGAUAUACAGAGUUUUGCAAAGUGAGUCUCUGUUGUUGAAGAUCCAAAAGUCAGCAUUAGAUAUAUGCCAUUUCUUGAGUGCCUUGCUGCAGUCAUCUUCCAGCUCAGCUAGCAUCCAGGAGCUUCAAUACACAUAUCAAGAGCCAGUAUCAGAACUCAUUGAUCAUGCUCUCAAAGAUCUGAAGGAAAACACUAUACCUAGCCUUGAUGAUGUCAUAAAGAUCAUGGACAUUCUUAAUUUAGCAUCGAAUCAGGAACUUCUGGUUGAAAGUAUAGCUCUUGAAAAAGAAAGGGCAAAGGCGGAACUUAAAUCAAAAACUGAAAUUGCGGAUCAUAUAAAUUGGAUUUCUGUGCUAAUUACUCAUAUUCGCUACUGUGUGGAGAAACUUGAACAGUUUGGGUUUGUCAAUGGGCUUCCUGUACCAGCACAUUUCCGCUGCCCUCUAUCUCUACAACUCAUGGUCGAUCCUGUAAUUUUGGCCUCAGGGCAAACAUAUGAAAGAUCUUUUAUUCAGAAAUGGCUGGACAAUGGCCUCAAAGUUUGUCCCAAGACACAUCAAACUCUUGCUCACACAAAUCUCAUUCCCAAUUACACAGUCAAGGCACUGAUUGCAAACUGGCGCGAGGAAAACAACAUAAAGCUGGGUAAUUCUCCUCAGUCUGACCAUGUAACAUGUUCCUGUUUGUCAAAUGCAGAAGAUUUCCAAAAUGGGGUCGGUAUUAUUCAUUCACUAGAUAGACAUUCAGCCUCCAGAUCUUCUCUUCAGUGUCACGGUCAGACCACCCAACAGAAAAAUAAGGCGUCAUCUGGUCAUGAGCAAAAAGAUUCUUAUCCUAACAGUCACCAUGUUUUGCCAGAUAAAGCUGGUAUACAAGGCGAUACUUUUGUUGAAAAAAAUAGUUAUCAUAGCCACACUGAAUCUGUUUCAAGUGUCAUUUCUAGCGUUGAAAUCAUGAGUAAGUUCGAGGAGAAAACUAGUUUAUUAGAAGAUGUUAAAUAUCCAUCACAUGUAUCCUUGAAUAAGGAUUCAAAUUCUUCCCCAUGGCUUUGCUCAAAGCAGCUUUUCUAUAAAAAUGAUCGUGAGAGUGAUGCCAAAUGUCAACUGUUGCUUCAAAACUCAAAGUUGGAUGGCCUCACCACCUCUUCACGUGUUCAAGCUCUUAUUGGUGGUCUAAAGAGUGAAGAUUCUGAUUUGCAAAUUGCGGCAGCAUCAGAGAUUAGACUUCUUACAAAGAACAAUAUGGAAAAUCGUCUUCUAAUCGGCGAGUGUGGGGCCAUCCCUCCUUUAAUCUCCUUGUUGUACUCGAAAGUCAAGGUUCAGGAAAAUGCUGUCACUGCUCUAUUGAACUUGUCAAUUAACGAUAAAAACAAAGUUUAUAUAGAAGAAGCAGGAGCAAUUGAGCCACUUAUACAUGUUCUAGAGUGUGGCACUGCGGAGGCCAAGGAGAAUGCAGCGGCAACAUUGUUUAGCCUCUCUGUCUUGGAAGAAUAUAGAGCGAAAAUUGGACGUUCAGGUGCAGUCAAGGCAUUAGUUUAUCUCUUAGAUUCUGGCAGCCUUAGGGGAAAGAAAGAUGCUACCACUGCUUUGUUUAACCUUUCAAUCUUCCAUGAGAACAAGGCCAGGGUAGUACAAGCUGGUGCAGUGAAACACCUUGUCAAGAUGAUGGACCCAAGCUCCGGAAUGGUAGAUAAAUCUGUGGCUUUAUUGGCAAAUUUGUCAACAAUUCCUGAAGGGUGCUUAGCUAUUUCCCAAGGUGGUGGCAUACCGCUGCUCGUUGAGAUUGUCGAGACAGGCUCUCAGAGGGGAAAGGAAAAUGCAGCUUCCACUUUACUCCAACUUUGUUUAAAUAGUCAGAAACUUUGCAGUCUAGUAUUGCAGGAAGGAGCAGUGCCACCUCUUAUCGCGCUUUCUCAAUUCGGGACUCCCAGAGCUAAGGAAAAGGCUCAACAGAUCCUGAGCCACUUCCGCAGUCAACGCGAGGGGGCUGUACGAAAGAAAAAGUCAUGAUAACCUACGCCGAUCAUGUGAUUUUCACGGUUCCUAAUAAAUAAGAAUUAGUUUGGCACCUCCUGUAUGCUUUGUAUUGUUCUUGAGAUAAUGUGUUGGUUUGUAAAGCUCGCGUGCCUCGUGUAUCCAUGUUUUAAAGAUGACGACGCUAAAUUUAAGACGGAAUAGGCCCAAAUGGUGUAAAAGACGUGGAGGUAAAGGUGUUUGGAUUGUAAAUAAAGUUGUUAUACAUGUAAUGCAGAACUUGGAUUGUGAUUUC